ACUUAAUCUAGUCUAUACGCGUUAUAUACACUGACAAACAAUAUUGACGCUAUACCCAUGACGUGAAAGGCGAAGAAGGGAAGACGUCCACCGAUCCAUCAAAUGCACUAGUAACACGUAUAGGUUUCCAUCGAAUUGCUCUACGGUUGAUACUUACUGCUCAAAACAACAUCAUACCCACCUUACAGUAUAGUAUACCUGUUUACAGUCGGUUUUACAGAACAGUCUGGCACGAAUUGAAAUAUAACUAUAAACUUUAGUCCGACCAAUAUGAUUCAACCGCUUUUGUUCGUGUAUUCGUUGUUGUCCGUUUGCAUUUUUCUGAUGUGCUCGGCAGGUAAACCUGUAUCAUGGUCACACGCAGACAACGUGUCAACAUUAAACAAUAUCUUGCAGGCGAAGGGGUGGAAGGUACUGGUAGCAGAAGCCCUAGAUCAAGAAUUAAAAUCAAUCGACGGCAAAGUAAUGGACCUGUCAGAUCUAUUGAAUAAAGAAACGGACGGCAAUAUAGUCACCCCGGCAAACUACACCGACAAAUUACUAAAAUCUUCGACCGCGGUAAACUGCUUUUACUGCGAAAAACUAAAGUUCAUGAAUGAUAUAUUUAUUGAAGUGAUCGGGGUGCAUUGCAUGAGCCUGGAUUCGGACUCACUUAAGUUGGAUUGCAUGGAACGGUUUUGGGAAACAAUGGACAUACAUAAGUCAUGGAUCGAAAAAAUGCUAGUAGUCCUGAAUUUUUUCCACGAUGCUUCCAAAAACAUGGGCACAACAACACCCAUUAACGCUUUGGAAUUCUUACUACCGCACUACGACCGUCAGAAAUACACUAAAUCAAAUUACUUGGACGAUAAUGAUACGGUCAAGAUAGAUAAUUUCAGGAGGGUUUACGGCUAUUUCCAAGACCAUUUACAAUGCGCAAACCAAAUACUGCAGGACUUUCUUACGGCUCGUUGCUUACCAUCAUUCAACGACCAAAACGAAAAAUCCAAAUACGCCAUAGAUUUAGAAGAAAUGACCUAUCAUGCGACACAUCAGGAUAUCGAUAAGGUAUUUCGCUUUUAUGUUAAAUGUUUAUAUGUGUACGAGAAAACUUUUUCGACUAAUUUAGGGUUCGUUAAGGAACUAUUAUUAGUUUAA
Adelges cooleyi (spruce gall adelgid) is the source of this 1137-nucleotide messenger RNA. RefSeq lists its product as uncharacterized. NCBI's taxonomy places the organism in Eukaryota, Metazoa, Arthropoda, Insecta, Hemiptera, Adelgidae. The coding region runs from base 271 to 1137 and encodes 288 amino acids. The transcript has 2 exons. The record is from RefSeq and is a predicted model, not a curated record.